AUGAAGAUCCAACUGUCCCCGUCCUUGGUCCUUCUUCUCCUUCCCGCCCUGGCGACUGCGGCGGCGGAUCUCAACUCCGCCAGUCAACCGAGUGUUCAGGGAUCAUCCGAUCUGACCUCCCGCUAUGUUGAUUCCGACUCGAUCGCAUCCAACAAUGCUGUCAAGGGGUCGCUGGACGCCCCGGUAGACGGCAAGGAUGGCAGGCCACAUGCCGGCCCAUGGGUGGAAACCAAUGCGGAGCGCGACCGCAAGAGCAACAAGGCCAGUGACGAUAUCGACACGGUCUCAACGAAGUAUGACCUCAAAAUUCCCUCGACGGAGCACCUCAGCACCGGGGAAGGGAAAGUGAUCCCACACUCCAACGGUGGUGUGAUGGAUGAUCCAGACCGGGCUGGCCCCAAGGCGGGCACGAGAGGUACUGAGGGAGGCGUCUCAGAAAAGGGCAAGGAGAACCAGUACAAUGCUGAGAAAGUGCCUGGAAGUCCCAAGGAGGCUCCUCCCUUGCCGCAUAGCGAGAAGCAGAAGCAGUCUGAUAGCGAUGCGACCUUGGGAAGUGGUGGUCGCACUGCCGAUGAGGCUGGAACCCUUGGAAUGCUGGAGAAACCGGCCGAUCUCCCUAACAAGCCCCACGAUAUCCCCCACCCCAAGUCACCCUCGCAGGCCAAGGAUGACCCUCUGGCUGUUCAGCAUGGCUCCGCAGGCUCGGGAUCAUCCCUCGGUUCCUCGACCUACGAUAAAACCUCGCCCCAGGUCUCACCGGAUGAUGGCGAUGGAUUACACUCUCUGAUCUUUGCGUUUACUAUGAUUAUCGUAUCCGAGAUUGGCGACAAGACCUUCCUCGUCGCAGCACUCAUGGCCAUGAGACACCCACGACUGGUUGUGUUCUCCUCCGCAUUCUGUGCUUUGUUUGUCAUGACCGUAUUGUCCGCUGUUCUUGGCCAUGCCGUUCCAACCCUGAUUCCCAAGUCGCUCACGAAAUUGAUGGCGGCUGUCCUCUUCCUGGUGUUCGGCGGAAAGAUGCUGAAGGAAGGCCGUGAGAUGUCUCCAGAUGAGGGUGUAGGAGAGGAAAUGCGCGAGGUCGAGAUGGAGCUGGAGGAGAAAGAGCAGGAGCAGCGACGUAUGGGCCGUCGCCGCUCCUCAGUCACCCCGCACUCGCUGGAAGCUGGCCGUGCUGGUGGUCGUCCCAAGUCGCGCGGUUCUACCAACCGCCUGCCUUCCCCUCCUGAGAGUAUCUCCUCCUCUUCCUCUCGUGGCUCGUCACCUACCCCUGGCCGCCGUCUGAAUGACAUGAUGACCGGCGUCAGCAACCUCUUCUCUCUUCUCCUCAGCCCAGCCUGGGUGCAGACCUUUGUUAUGACUUUCCUCGGCGAAUGGGGUGACCGUAGCCAGAUCGCUACCAUCGCUAUGGCUGCCGGUCAAGAUUAUUGGUGGGUGACCGUUGGCGCGAUCACCGGCCAUGCAAUCUGCACCGCCGCGGCUGUCAUCGGUGGACGAGCCAUCGCUGGCCGCGUCAGCAUGCGUGUCGUGACCCUUGGCGGUGCCACGGCUUUCCUCGUCUUCGGCAUCAUUUACUUCAUUGAGGCCAUGUAUUAA
This is a messenger RNA of Penicillium subrubescens, 1593 nucleotides long. RefSeq names its product TMEM165/GDT1 family protein. Lineage: Eukaryota; Fungi; Ascomycota; Eurotiomycetes; Eurotiales; Aspergillaceae. The coding region runs from base 1 to 1593 and encodes 530 amino acids. The transcript has 3 exons. The record is from RefSeq and is a predicted model, not a curated record. Gene Ontology annotation, cellular component: fungal-type vacuole membrane; Golgi apparatus. Gene Ontology annotation, molecular function: manganese ion transmembrane transporter activity; calcium ion transmembrane transporter activity. Gene Ontology annotation, biological process: Golgi calcium ion homeostasis; manganese ion transmembrane transport; Golgi calcium ion transport.